Messenger RNA from Anastrepha ludens (Mexican fruit fly), 3118 nucleotides. It is a transcript of the gene SAK, whose product is annotated as serine/threonine-protein kinase PLK4. The record is from RefSeq and is a predicted model, not a curated record. The transcript is spliced from 8 exons. NCBI's taxonomy places the organism in Eukaryota, Metazoa, Arthropoda, Insecta, Diptera, Tephritidae. Gene Ontology annotation, biological process: protein phosphorylation. The coding region runs from base 148 to 2847 and encodes 899 amino acids. Gene Ontology annotation, molecular function: ATP binding; protein kinase activity.
GAUGGCGAGUGCGCAGGGUUGCUACAAGAGAACGAGUUUUUUAUUACCAAUGUUUUGUUUAUGCGAAACGAACAUAAUACGUCCAACUAAACAUAAGCUGUCCUGCAAAUGUCAUUCGAUGUAUUGACAGAUCCAAAGCUGUGUUAAAUGAACAUUAGCAUUUGUGACGUUGGCCAUUCGAAUUUAAAAGAAAGAAAAAUAGCCAAAGGACGCGAGCAGGACUAUGAAGUGCUACAUUUACUUGGCAAAGGUGGCUUCGCGAGUGUGUAUAAGGCGCGUUGUACGCGUACGAAUGAAAUGGUGGCUAUUAAAAUGAUUGACAAACAGCUAAUACAGCGUGCUGGCUUAGCCAAUCGUGUACGUCAAGAAGUUGAAAUACAUUCGCGUCUUAAACACCCAUCUGUUUUAGAACUGUACACAUUCUUUCAAGAUGAGAAUUAUGUAUAUUUAGUGCUGGAGCUGGCGCACAAUGGUGAAUUGCAUCGCUAUAUGAAACAACAGAUGGGACGAUCCAUGUCAGAGGAGGAGGCAUCCAGCAUAUUGCGGCAGGUGGUAUCUGGUUUGCUAUAUUUGCAUUCUCAUCAGAUAAUGCACCGUGACAUAUCGCUGUCGAAUUUGUUGCUUAGUAAAGAUAUGCAUGUAAAGAUCGCUGAUUUCGGAUUGGCUACACAAUUGAGGCGACCAGAUGAGAAACACAUGACUAUGUGCGGUACUCCUAAUUACAUAUCACCUGAAGUGGUAACCCGCGCCACACAUGGUCUUCCCGCUGACCUUUGGGGGCUAGGUUGUAUGUUUUACACCCUGUUAGUGGGCCAUCCCCCAUUCGACACUGAUGCUGUCCAGUCCACACUAACAAAAGUAGUAAAAUCAGAUUUCCGAAUUCCACCGUAUCUUUCACGUGAUGCACAGGACCUUAUUGAGCGUUUACUUAAGAAGAAUCCAAUGGAACGGAUAACUCUUGAGGAAGUGCUGCAACACCCAUUCAUCGUACGCUACGAACGUUGUGCCACAGCUGCUGGCUCAGCUAUUACAAAUGAAAAUUUGCAAAGCAAUGAUUACACUCGGCAGCAAAGCGCCGCAAGCUGUGACAGCGGCAUUAUAACCUUUGCCAGCAGCAACUCCAGCUCUUCCCGUCCUGCUGCUCUUCAACGAUCUCGUUCGAUGGAAAAGUAUCCAACGCGUGGUACAUUAGAACGCAUAUAUGAGCAUCAUCAGCAGCAUCAAGGACAAACAGACUUUCCUUCACUUAAGGCAGCACAUUCUUGCAAUUCCUUUGGCAGUGAUUUCAUCGAACCACUUCAGCCACGCCCUUUCCAUACUUCAACACCUCAAAGUGAUAGCAUGAACAUUGAAUGGCAAUCUACUGGAUCCUCUAAAUACAAAAAUUUGCCUCCAACUCCAAACUACACACUUAAAAAUCAUUUUCCGAUGCCCAAAGAAAAUAAUUUCCAAUCUGGCGAAAAUGAUUUCCUACCGCCGAAUUCAAACAGUGCGGGUGUAUUUGGCAAAGCAGUACAUACACCAAAUGUCGCAGAAAACCCCGAACAAAAACCCACAAAAGAACAUUUGAACGUGCCACCUUUAAACACAGAGCGUCUAUUGUCGACACGUUACAAAACCAAAAAUGCAAUAAUGAGUAUUCUGUCGAGUGGUGAAGUGGUUAUAGAAUUCAUAAAAUAUAAAAGUCGUCUACGUGAAGAACGUAUUACUGAUAUAUGCUGGAUUUCCACAGAUGGCAUGCGCAUUACCAUUUACCAACCAGAUCCGGGGCGUGGUCUACCUAUAACUGAAGAACCGUCACCACUGCCAGCCAAGGAUUCAUCCCUUAAUCACGAAGCUUACACAUACAACAAUUUACCCAGUAAACAUUGGAAGAAGUACAUCUACGCCUCGCGCUUUGUCAACUUAGUGAAAGCGAAAACUCCAAAAGUAACAUUUUUUAGCAGCCAAGCAAAGUGUCACCUCAUGGAAAGCAUGGAAGAUUUUGAGGUUUUUUUCUAUACUGGAGCUAAGGUAAUUAAGUCACCUACUGAGGGUUUACGAGUCUACGAUGAAAACGGCAGAUUACUGAAGAAUCAUGAUGAACUAGUGGCACGCAACUUGCUGCAGCAUCAAGAAGAAUGUUUGAAGCAUUGCCAGGCGAUUUGUAGUGCGCUGCAGCUGGCUCAGACGACGGGCAAUUGCUGCUUUCCUGCUGUGGUGGGCAGACGACCCAGUGAAGUGGACGUGGUGCAAGCGCAGUGUGUCACGACGGCAAUGCGGAACACUACAAAUUUGAUUUACUUGACGCCAAAGUCGCAGCAGGACAGCGUCAACUUCUCCAUUGGUACCACGUCUUCGGGCAUGCACAGUGGCAGUAACUUCAGCAACUCAUCAUCGCAACAGUCAUUGGCUUUGCACCAACAGCAACAACAAAUUAUUGCAUCACAGCCCAAUGUACCAAUACGAAAAAUAAAUAUACCUGGCAUCGGUAUCGCUACAGAGCUAUCGCAUGGCAUUAUCCAAGUACAAUUCCCUGACGGAUCUCAUAUCUCCGUGAUACCCGCUCUCCAAGGUGGUGGCAUCACUUUAACACAAACGAAUGGUUUGUCCACCCACUUCCCCCCGCAAGACGAUCUGCCAUUUUCGGUCAGAGAGAAAUUAGCAAAGUUGCCGCAGGUGGAGCGACAGCUGAAGCAAGCGCCGAUUUUGGGCUCGAACGGACGUUAUGUCAAAUUGAAGCAACAUAACCUUGCACAACACUGUGGUUAUGAGGGCAAGCAGGUGACGACGAUCCCACGGACCACAAAUACAGUUACACACACCUCCAGUUCAACACAACAGUAUGCCAUGAAAUAUUUCCGUUAGAGCGUUUAGCAUACGCUGAGUCUUUGAGCUUUCGAGAAUGCAGUAAGUGGGAGGAGCAGUUUCUUAUUUUGAAAUUAAUUUAUUUAUAAGUUUUUUACAAACUAGAAUUAUUUUCUAUCUAUAAAAAAGUUAUUUUUUAUUAAAUACAGUAAAUGUAUGUAUGCAUAUUUCAUAUAUAUGAACUGAAUUACAUGUAAAAUAUUCAUACUAAUUUUUAUAUUUUGUGAAUUUGUGCGCGGUACACAAUAAAGAUCCAAGAUUGUUAUUCCUA